UCUUCGAGGCCAGGACUGGGUGAUGGUGUCGCUGCUCCCACCACAAUCUGACAUCACACUGCCGGGCCCCACCAGACUGGAGGGCGAGCCCCAAGGGGACCUCAUGCAGGCGCCGGGCCUCCCAGGCUCCCCUGCCCCACAGAGCAAGCACGCCAGCUUCAGCUGCUCAUCCUUUGUGCCUGAUGGCCCUCCAGAAAGAGCACCCUCACUGCCCCCACACAGCCCCAGCAUCGCGUCACCAGGCCCUGAGCAAGUGCAGGGCCACUGCCCAGCGGGCCCCAGCCUGGGCCCCUUCCGGCUCUCACCCUCGGACAAGUACCCCAGUGGCUUUGGAUUUGAGGAGGGCCCGGCAGGCAGCCCGGGACGCUUCCUCAAGGGCAGCCAUGUGCCUUUCCACCCGUACAAACGGCAUUUCCAUGAGGACGUCUUCCCUGAGGCCCAGACUGCCCUGGCCCAUGAUGGACGCUCCUUUAAGACCCUGGGGCCACUGGAAGUCUUUGAAGAGAUCCCUGUGGAUGUGGGCGAAGCAGAGGCUUUCCUGCCUGGCUUUUCAGCAGAGGCCUGGUGCAAUGGGCUUCCCUACCCAAGCCAGGAGCACAACCCCCAAAUCCUGGGGUCAGAGGUCAAGGUCAAGCCCCCAGCUUUGGAGAGUGGUCCUGGAAUGUACUGCUACCAGCCCCCCUUGCAACACAUGUACUGCCCCUCUCAGCCUCCCUUUCAUCAGUACUCACCAGGUGGUGGCAGCUACCCUGUACCCUACCUGAGCUCCUCACACUACCCAUACCAGCGGAUCGCACCGCAGGCCAGCACCGAUGGGCACCAGCCUCUCUUCCCAAAACCCAUCUACUCCUACAGCAUCCUCAUCUUCAUGGCCCUUAAGAACAGUAAAACCGGGAGCCUUCCUGUCAGCGAGAUCUACAACUUUAUGACGGAACACUUUCCUUACUUCAAGACAGCACCUGAUGGUUGGAAGAAUUCUGUUCGUCACAACCUGUCCCUGAACAAGUGUUUCGAGAAGGUGGAGAACAAAUCAGGAAAUUCCUCUCGAAAAGGCUGCCUGUGGGCCCUCAAUCCAGCUAAGAUCGACAAGAUGCAGGAAGAGCUGCAGAAGUGGAAGAGGAAAGACCCCAUUGCUGUUCGCAAAAGCAUGGCCAAGCCAGAAGAGCUGGACAACCUCAUUGGAGAUAAGAGGGAGAAGCUGGGCUCCCCACUGCUGGGCUGCCCACCCCCUGGGCUGGCAGGCUCGGGCCCCAUCCGGCCUCUGGCACCCCCAGCUGGGCUCUCCCAACAGCUGCACUCACUGCACCCAGCAGCUGGCCCCAUUCCUGGCAAGAACUCCCUGCAGGACCUACUGGGGGGACAUGCACCCUCCUGCUACGGGCAGACAUACCCGCACCUCUCACCAGGCCUGGCCCCUCCUGGACCCCCACAGCCUUUGUUCCCACAGCCGGAUGGGCACCUUGAGCUGCGGGCCCAGCCAGGCACCCCCCAGGACUCACCUUUGCCUGCCCACACCCCACCCAGCCACAGCGCCAAGCUGCUGGCAGAGCCAUCCCCUGCCAGGACCGUGCAUGACACCCUGCUACCAGAUGGAGACCUUGGCACCGACCUGGAUGCCAUCAACCCCUCUCUCACCGACUUUGACUUUCAAGGAAAUCUGUGGGAACAGCUGAAGGAUGAUAGCUUGGCCCUGGACCCCCUGGUACUGGUGACCUCGUCGCCGACACCAUCUUCCAUGCCACCGCCACCACCACCACCCCACUGCUUCCCCCCUGGGCCCUGCCUGGCUGAGACAGGCAGUGGGGCGGGUGAGCUGGCAGCACAAGGCAGUGGGGGUUCCGGGGCACUGGGUGACCUGCACCUCACCACCCUCUACUCAGCCUUCAUGGAGCUGGAGCCCACGCCUCCCACAGCCCCUGCUGGCCCAUCUGUGUACCUCAGCCCCAGCUCCAAGCCCAUGGCCCUGGCAUGAGCUGUGCCUGGCAUCAGUUCCAGCCUUUGCCUGACCUAGAAGUCCCAGCUGGCCGCCCACAUUGGGCUCACCUGAAAGGUCAAGGAAGGAAAGCACUACCUGUCCCUUAUGCCACUAAGCCAACUUGUUUGUUAGCUGGCAGCAGGGGGUGUAGAGGACACCACUCUAGGACGCUGCCCCUCACACAUUUCUUCCACCUGGUAGGCCAGCGCCUCACUCAGGGCCCCUGAAGAACAAAUUUCUGGGCAAGAAGAAAACAAGUCUCCCUAGCUUACUGAGAUCCGCACUUGAACCCACGUGUACACACAUACACAAAAUUACUCAAAAGCAAACCCAUCCACACACUUUGUACCCAGAGAAAUCAACUCUAUGUAAAGAAAACCUGACUUCAUUUCUGGGGCAACUGAGAGCUGAGGACUUUGGUUACCAAAAGCACAGGAACCCCAUGCCAGGUCAAAGACCACCUCAGGACCCCAUUCUGACAUCAGCAUUCUCUGCAGGUUAUCGCCCUCCAGGAAUAUUCUUUCCCAGAAGCCUCCAAUAUUUAUUCCCCCAUCUUCAUCCCAACAGCCCAGGAAGGAGGGGGAGACAUAGAACCUCUCCCCAAGUUGUCUCUGGGCACUCCAAGGGGGCAGAGGACCUGAGAUACUGCCACUUAGUAACACCACUCUGACCAGGCUCCGCUCAUCCUCCAUCUGGCCUCCCCUGGGUGACACACAGGAGAGGGCAA
Chrysochloris asiatica (Cape golden mole) is the source of this 2702-nucleotide messenger RNA. RefSeq names its product forkhead box N1 (gene FOXN1). The record is from RefSeq and is a predicted model, not a curated record. The coding region runs from base 23 to 1972 and encodes 649 amino acids. NCBI's taxonomy places the organism in Eukaryota, Metazoa, Chordata, Mammalia, Afrosoricida, Chrysochloridae. The transcript is spliced from 8 exons. Gene Ontology annotation, biological process: regulation of transcription by RNA polymerase II. Gene Ontology annotation, molecular function: transcription cis-regulatory region binding; DNA-binding transcription factor activity, RNA polymerase II-specific.